Molecule: messenger RNA, 2120 nt
Organism: Asterias rubens (European starfish)
Lineage: Eukaryota; Metazoa; Echinodermata; Asteroidea; Forcipulatida; Asteriidae
Product: nucleoporin Nup43-like
Exons: 8
Coding region: 48-1214 (388 amino acids)
Cellular component (GO): nuclear pore outer ring
Molecular function (GO): protein binding
Source: RefSeq, a predicted model, not a curated record
UAGCUCCGCGCCGUAAUUCGCCAGUUUCAUAAUUCCUUACUCGAAAGAUGGCAAAUAUUUUAGUAAAAUUCGUGUCACAAAAAGUGAACAAAGUACGCUGGCAACCAGGUGAUUUGCAGGGGCUACAUCCGUCGAAUGUUUUUGUUACAGGAAGCUGGGAUAAUGAUGAAAAUAAGAUAUGCCUGUGGCAUUUGCCGAAAAGCACCGAGAAAGGAAAAAAUGUCUUAAAUGGCGAUGGGAUCUCAUCCUUCGCCAAGGGCCAUGUGGAUUUGGAUUGGGUGGACAAGGAACCUCAACUUGUUUGUCAAGAAAACCAUAAAGGAGACGUCACUGAUUUAAAGUUUGUGAACUCAGAGACACUUCUAGCUUCAUCGUCAGCCGGGACAGUCCAGGCUUACAAGUUAAUGCACGGAGCUCAGAAACUACACAGUAUACAACAAUGGCAAGACCUGCACAGACUUCAGACGAGGUCGUGUCCGUGUACAUGCAUGGCAGUUAGCGGCACAGAUAUAACCACCGCCGGGGAGGAUGGAAGAUUAAAUGUACUCAGAUUGGAUCACAAACAUCCCAUCAGAACUAUAGAUGAGGCAGACAGUAGUACCAUUAAUGCUCUAACCUACUUGAAAUCUCAUCAAGUCAUUUCUGUGAACUCGACCGGCCAGAUGAAGAUAUGGGACCUAAGGCAGCCUGGCUCACAACCAACAAGGGUCUUCCUUCUAACUGGUGAGAAGACUGCCCUUCAUUGCAUCGACCGGCAUCCAACCCAAGCGCAUCUUGUCGCUGCCGGAAGCCAAGACAGUGUUCUCAACUUCUGGGAUUUGAGGCAAGAAAAAUUCCCGGUCACGCUCUUCGACGGUCACAAAGGACCAAUUUGGGAGGUGAAGUUUCACCCAACCUACUCCGACCACCUGUUUACAUGUUCAGAGGAUGGUUCUGUCUUUCACUGGAAUGGGUCUGGUUCUCCACUGGGCUCACAACAUGCAACUGGAACAGGUGAUGCCAUCUACCCAAGCUUGGGUCUUGGUGGACUCCCAUCCAAGCCAUCGGUCAGCUCUCCCACCAGUCCAUGGCUGAACAACGAUCAAGUCGACAUCAGCCACGUCUUACCUUCCAACAUCAUGCCCGUCAAUAGUAUCGAUGUUGAGGGCGACAAACUCGUUUGCGGUACAGACGGUGAAGCAGUAUUUGUAGUGAAUGGUCUAGGGCUUAGAUGAAGAGGAGUACAAUGUACAUGUACAUUAAAGGGUUGUAUCCUGUGUUAUAGCCACGGUGGGCAGUGCCCGGCUGGCCUGCCUAAAAAAAUUCGCCCAGCAGUCUGAGCAAAGUAUACUGUUCUGCCCAGCACAGAUUUCUCCCAGAUGGCACUUCUGCAAGGAUGGCCCCAUUUCUAAACAUAAGUUAGUUAUGUCUAGUCUAGUUGGUAAGACACUGCUCUAGAUUUACAACGGUCGUGUGUUUGAAUCACUGCCUGUGAUUUGUUUUCACAAAGCCUUGGGAGAAUACCAAGAUGGCGGCACCAUGAUAAAGGUAUAUAGCUGUAGCCGCUAGUUCGGACACGGCAGUAGCGUGUGUCACUUUAAUGGCUGAAUAAUCAACGAUUUCAAUCUUGAGAUUUCCAAGUAUACAGCGCUAACACUAAUCGGUGUAUGUAUAUAGAUUUAAAAAAAAAAAAAAAUUAAUAUUCUUUAUUCCCGAUGCAAAUUUCCAUCUAUUAAUAAUUUUGUUGAAACACGCCCCUUGGUGGAUUAAAUUGGAUUUAGAGCCCACCACUAAAAUUGGUCUAGCUAGAACACUGGUUGUAUCCGAUUCCUCUUAAAGGAUGUUUUCCCUUUAAGUUCUAAAGGCAGGGGAAACUUCUGGUAACUGUCAAAGACCAGUAUCCUCACUCGGUGUAUCCUGAACAUGUGCAUAAAAUAACGGUGUAUAUUUAGGCUCAGUUGGUUGUCAAAGUUGCCAGAGAAUAAUGCCAGAAAGCUACAUCCCUUUUUUGCAUUGAAGGGUGUGUUUUUUUGACAGCUCAGAAAGGCUCACGCCUGAAAUCUUUCUCAGAAUAAUGAAGGAAAAAACACCUCUGUUGCACAACUUUGUGUGCUUUCAGAUGCAUAAUAAAAGGCUUCAGC